Photinus pyralis (common eastern firefly) is the source of this 1433-nucleotide messenger RNA. It is a transcript of the gene wuho, whose product is annotated as tRNA (guanine-N(7)-)-methyltransferase non-catalytic subunit wuho. Lineage: Eukaryota; Metazoa; Arthropoda; Insecta; Coleoptera; Lampyridae. The coding region runs from base 331 to 1422 and encodes 363 amino acids. The transcript has a single exon. Gene Ontology annotation, molecular function: tRNA (guanine(46)-N7)-methyltransferase activity; protein binding. Gene Ontology annotation, cellular component: cytosol; tRNA methyltransferase complex; nucleus. Gene Ontology annotation, biological process: RNA (guanine-N7)-methylation. The record is from RefSeq and is a predicted model, not a curated record.
AGCACACGCCAUUUGUAAACUUCACCAGCGCCUCUAGUGUUAAUCUAAAUCGCGAAUGGAUUCUACCACUCCUAGAAUGUGCAUAAUAAGCCACUAGAAAGAGCGUAAAAGGGUGCAAAAAGCGCUAGAAGCAGAGACGUAAUGUCUAUGGCUAGAAGGUUGCAGAAUUAUUGGCAUUGCGAGUUGCGACUUUAAAGGAAGAUCCAAUUUCCAAAUUUAAAAAGCGACAAAUCGGUGAACCACCAUCACGACGGAGUGAUAGUGAACAGACCACAAAAAAGUAACCUCAAAACAAAAUGAAACUUAACCCAACUUUUUUAUAACGUUAAAAUGAUCCUUAUACACAAACAUGAAGACAAUUUAUACAUCUUCAUUCGCGAUUGGUUAAUCCAUUACAAUUACACGACCUCCACCUACACGGAAUUCCAAAUACACCAACCCACAGAUGUCCGAGAAAAACUGUCCGAAGACAGAAACGUUGCAGCUGUAAGUGCGUCAAAAGACAACCGUCUCAUUGCGGUGACCUUGUGUAACAAACAGCUGGUGAUCUACGACGAAAAAUUGAACGUGAUAGCCAACGUCGUGUGCAAACGAGCCGCCUGCGCGCUGACCUUCACCGACGACGACGAUUUGCUGAUCGCCGACAAGACCGGUGACGUUUUCGUCUACAAGCUCGACCGUCAACCCGAACUGCUCCUCGGUCACCUGAGCAUGCUGCUGGACGUGGCCGUAAGCGAGUGCGGUCGGUACGUUAUUACUUGCGAUCGCGACGAGAAAAUCCGCGUGUCGCACUAUCCCGAUUCGUAUAAUAUAGCGAGCUACUGUUUGGGACACGAGGAGUUCGUGACGCACUUAAAGAUGUACGGCGAUAUUUUAAUAUCGGCAGGUGGCGACGGUACCGUUCGAUUUUGGGACUUUGUCAAUGGUCGACAGUUGAACGUUGUAAAUACCAACGACCAUCUUCCGGAUAAGGCCGUGGUGGCGGAGUUUCGUAAGGAAAUGGGUGUAGAGAAUGCGGAUGUUACCGCCUUGCCGAUUGUCGACUUGCAAGUUUACAAGUCGGAGCAGUCCGCUUAUUUGGGCGUUCGUUUGUUGGGAAGUGACAGUGUGCAAGUUUACCGUUUGCAAAAUGCGUCGGACGUUCGGUUAGUGGAUGUUCUAACCGUGCCCUCCUUACUUGCCUUUCAUCUGGGUGAACGAUUGCUCGUUGUAACCGAGCGUGGUUUCUUGCACUAUACCGUCGCGCCUAAUAAAUUGACGAAGACUGACGUGAGUGAUGCGUGUUUCGAAAAAUGCGAACAUCUGUUAAAAGAUCAUGUUAGCCAGAGCAAAAGUCUUUUCUGUAAUUUGUACAAACGGAAAUACGACAAUGUCCAGGAAUACUUGGAGAAGAAGAAAAUGCGCAUCGAAAAUAAAUCGUAAUUCAAAUCUUA